This is a messenger RNA of Oldenlandia corymbosa var. corymbosa, 3132 nucleotides long. Lineage: Eukaryota; Viridiplantae; Streptophyta; Magnoliopsida; Gentianales; Rubiaceae. The record is from the annotation of a GenBank genome assembly.
AUGAAACAGGCGGCAAGGACUUCAGUCCUAUCUCACACAUGGUAUAAACUUUGGAAAUGUUUUUCUGGCUGUUUAGAUUUCGAGCGUAAAGAUACAAUGCAGCUCAUGUACGAUAAACCCAAGACCUCAGCUCAUGAAACCAGAAAAUUUCAUGAUUGGGUCCGUAAAGUGUUGGACUCACACACAGGUCCAACUGUGGAACGGUUACGGAUCGUUUUCGAUAUGGGCCGUGGUUAUUCAAAGCCCAUAUCAAACUGGAUCGCCUUUGCCAUCCGUAAGAACGUUCGAAUCUUUGAACUGGAUCUCACAAAGGUUGAAGGAUGCCGCUCAGGCUCCCGUGUUAAUGUCUGCGAAUUCCCGUCCGAUUUGUUAUUGGAUGAAAAUCGUUCUCUUCCAUUUCCCAUCUUUGGCAGGCUGACCAGUUUAUGCUUGAGAUCGAUUUCUGUUUCGGAUUCCGAUAUCGAAUUCUUCUUGUCCAAAUGUUUGUUGCUUGAGGAAUUGGUUGUGGAAGAUUCGUCGUCUCUUCAAAACGUGAGAGUUUCAGAUGAUCAUCAAACACAUAAAUUGAAGCACAUGGAAAUCGGGCACUGUGGGAAGUUGGAUAACAUCGAGGUUUCAUCGAAAAGCCUGCAGGUUUUCGGGUUUGCCGGGAGAGACACGACGAACAUCUGCUUUGGAAAUGUUCCCGAUAUCUCUUCCGUGUCCUUAAAGCUGUACUACAACGCUGAAUUGUUUGUUCUCCAAAUGCAUUCACAAUUGAAUCUUUCUAGGAUUCAAAAACUCCAGUUGUAUCUCAAGGGGAUCGAUUGGAAUAAAAGUAUGAAGUUCCCGGAAAGUUUCCCCGAAUUCAGCAACCUUGAGCAGUUGGAAUUGAUUUUUAGUGUCACCAGGCAUGGGAAUCUUCUCUGUCUAAGUUCAAUUUUAUGUGCAUCUCCCCGUCUACAAAAGUUGAGGUUGAAGUACGUGAAGGGUGUCGUAAUGGAGGCGGGCGGUGAAGGAUGGAUUGGUGAUAAGAAAUGGGAGGAACGGACAAAGUCGCAUACACAUAAAUGCCUAAAGGUUAUUGAAUUUAUUGGUUGGGUCGGGUGGAAAGAAGAUGUUCAACUCGUUAAGUAUCUGAUCAAGAGUGCCGUUUCACUUGACAAGAUUGAAUUUGAUGUCCGCAUUCCAAGGAGUAAUAAUUCUAAUUCUUGGAGUAGAGAGAUUUUUAGGGAUGGCUCCCAACAUGCUUUCCACAGUGCCAUUCCACGUAUAUUGGAACCUGCCCUAAACGGCAAAGUUAGGCGCACCACUGUGAGAGAUACCACAAGGUUGUGCGUCAUUUUGGGUGAUAAAACCUAUCUGUUACGGCUCAGUUUCCGAGAAGCCUUGAACAACGAAAUGAGUGAUCAGAAUUCAUUAGCAGUUUUCACCUUUUCACUUACCUUAACCUUUGCCUUUGGGGUUAGUAAUGGUAUUGAUCCAGCCAAGGCCUGCAUCAUAGACAUAAGAAAAUUUUCAUCUGGAAACCACUCAGAUUGUGUUGGUGGAAACUGGGAUGGAUUUUUAAGCAGUAAUUGUUGUGGGAAUUCAUUUAAGGGAUACUUAUAUGGUUUGGCAGAAAGGACUAAUAAAACUGGAAAAGUAUUUCUCAAUUCCACAGAGCAAAAUGGCUGCUUGUCAUCAAUGAAGAACAAUGAAGAAGAUGUUUUCAAUUGUGGCAUUCAGAGGCUAACAAAUGGAUUUGGUGGAUGUUCUGAUUACUCUUCCACGGAUGUUGUCGACAAGCUCGGAAACAAAUUCAACAGCUUAAAAGAAGGCUGCAAGAUGUUGGGUUCAGAUGGUGAUUCAAAUCAGUAUUGCAAUCAGUGUUUAAAGAGUUGGGAAGAAAACUUGCCUUCAACAACAAAAACUGGCACCGACUCGAGGAACAUAGAAAAACCGGAUUACUGCAGUUUUGCAGUGCUGAUUUCCGUGAUGAGCGAAAGAAGUCAUGAAGAUCAAUGGUUCCAGGCGAUUUAUAGUUGUCUUGGAGAUAAAAGCCUGACUGAUCAAGCAUCCUACGUUGAUAGUGGUCAAGAGAACCAUGGAGAAAAGAAGAAAAAGUUGUAUACAGAUAUGGGGAUUGUAGCUGCUAGUGCAGCUGUUCUUUUAAUCAUUGUCAUGGCUGGACUAUUGAUCAGAAAAAGAAUGAAUAAAUCUUCCUCAUCAGUGUUGAAAGUGUCAUCCAAUUUCCUUUUCAAAGAACCGAGCAGCGUAAACAUAUCGAUCAAAGAAGUUUAUGCUGCCACCAAUCAUCUCAGUGAAUCAAACUUGAUUGGCCAAGGAAUAGCUGGAAAGGUGUAUAAAGGAACUCUAUCAAAUGGUCAGCACAUUGCUGCUAAGCAUAUAAUUAACGACGGACAAAUGGACACGUUUGUACGGGAGGUGAAAAGCCUCGCCCACAUCACACAUCCGAAUCUUGUAUCCCUGAUAGGUCACUGUGAUGGAGAUGAUGAGUGUUUUCUGGUUUAUGAGCUUUGUCAGAAUGGAAACCUUUCGCAAUGGUUAUAUGGAAAAGAAAAAAACUUGUCUUGGAUCCAGAGAUUAAAAAUUGCAAUAGAUUGUGCCAGAGGCCUAUCCUUUCUCCACACAUAUCCAGAAGGACGUAUUGUUCAUCGCGAUAUCAAGCCGACAAAUAUUCUCAUCACGGCUAACUUUCAAGGAAAACUGUCAGAUUUUGGCUUAUCUAAGGUUAUGAACAUGGGACAAUCAUUUGUAAGCUCAGAAGUAAGAGGAACAUUUGGCUAUGUGGAUCCUGAGUACCAACAAAACCGCCAUGUUAAUUCCUCCGGGGAUGUGUAUAGUUUUGGAAUAGUGCUGCUACAACUUCUAUCAGGGCAGAAAGUCUUGAACAUUGAUUCAAAUAGGCCUGUACUUCUGAACAAACUGGCAAAAAAACUCAUAAGGGGUGGGAAUAUGGUGGAGUUUGCCGAUCCCAAACUAAAUGGGGAUUACUCUUAUGAAGCUUUUGAACUCGUAUGCAACUUAGCCUUAUCUUGCACCGGCCUUAAGCAGCAAAGGCCACCAAUGCCACGAGUCGUUGCGAAAUUGGAGGAGGCUCUUGAUAUUUCGACAAGAUUCGACUCUUUUUUGCCAGUAUCUUACUCUUGA